UACAUACGGUAAAUACUGUCGAGUUUAUUGACCGCUUGUUAGUGGCAUUGAAUGGAGACUGCCGUGACAGUCGUGUCUGUCAGAUCGAACGGUUCAGCGCAGCAACGCUCUCUCGGGAGAACUCAAGUAUUGACUGAUUGGUGCUGUAGGAUGCUGUCAAAGUAAACGAGUCUCAACAUUAUCUGAUCACCAACACAGCCCGGCAACACGGGAGGAACGAUACACGCGUGAUCCUGGCCAAGACAAGCUUACUAAUCAGGCUAACAGAGUCUUUUUCACCUUUCCAGUUCUGAUCUGAUUGGGAAGAUGACACCGAAAGCACGAUGGCUUUCACCUGAUUCAAGGUAAUGGGUAAUGGUGCUUCGUCCAAAAAUAAAAACACAGCAAAUAGAAAUUCAGGAACAGAGCGUAACCAAGCAACAACACCAAGAAGGGGAGGCAACUUCGAGGAAGUCCAGGUCCGGCAGGCGGACAAUCACGUGACCCAGGACUACCGGGGAACGCCGCCACCGUCGACCAAUCGACAGUCACCAAGUCAUAACAAUAUGGCACAGAGAGAUCAAGGGUCCAACCUGGCCAAUCGAGUGGGGAAACAGAGAACAGAGGCUCACAAGACUUCUCAGAAAGCCUUGGAAAUAAAUGAGAGGAACCCCCAGUUGAAGCUUAUGUUGUCCAACAUGAAGUCAGGGGAAGAUAUAGUGUUCGAGACAUUUGAACAUGAAAGUGGACGAGAGUACCAGUGCCUGUACACAGGAGGGCUAAGGUUCUACCUGGACGACUGGCAUUCCAAGGAAUGGCAGCCGUUCCCUGAGCGUUGGUACAAGCAGGGGAAGCUGACCACCAAUGCUGUAACCAAGGAACACCAGAAUCGGAGAGGUCAAGGUGCCAGUUCGUCAAGGUCUCAGUCUCAACCAGCGAACUCAAACGUACCAAGAAACCGUGACGACAGAGAAGGCGUCAUCAACCACCCACGCCGGGGACAGAUCACCACAUAUAUGUUUACUGAGAAGCAGUACAGUCACUGUUACUAUGACAAGGACUCAGGGUCAUGGGUGAAACUUCCAAUUGGCUGGGAGCUGCACCACGAGCUCAUCAAGAACAUGGUGGACCAAGUGGAGGAGGCGCUCCCUGAGUGGAAGGAUCGUAUGGACAUCUUGGCCUCGCUGCGAGCCCACAACUACAGCGCGGACGAGUGUAUCUCCUCCUACUUCAACCUGGAGGGCGACGACUGGCUGAAGGUCCCCCGAACAUCCAAGGAAGCCAAGCAGCAGGGAGAAAGGGAGGUUCGCUUGGCGGAGCUGGAGAAAAAAGUUAAACAACUGGAAAAGGACUUGAAGGACGAGGAGAAGGGGAGGAAGGAGGCCGAGGAACAGUUGAACAAGCUACAGGAACAGUACAGCACAAUAUCCGCGGAGGCCAAGAUCGCGACUACACAGGUCGAGGCAAUGCAGUCCUCGCGACCCAAGACAGCUCGACCAAAAACACCAAAGACAAGCAGGGGCCCACCACCAGGUAGCUUGGGCAUAUUCAGCGAUGACUUGGAUGAGCUUAACAACAAGGCAAAGAAUCUUCACAAAUCUCAUGUUCACCUCAAGAUGGAUGUGGAGCGCCACUUCGGGACUCUCGGCAAAAUGAUAAAAGAGGCACUGUCAGCGGUGGGUCAGAUAAAGCAGUCCGAGUCUGGCCAGUCGAAGGAGUUAGAGGAAGUACGGGCCCUGUACCAGAGAGAGGCCCUGCAGAGGAAGCUGCUCUACAACCAGCUUCAAGAGCUUCGUGGAAAUAUCCGAGUGUUCUGUCGAGCUAGGAAAGACACACGCACUAAGUGUUGUCUGACAUUCCCAUCUGACCAAGACAUUACGAUCACCAGCAAUGAUGGCUCGAAGAAAACUUUCAGCUUUGACAAGGUGUUCGACCCAGAGACAACCCAGGAGCAUAUAUUUGAAGAAACGAAGGCCAUUGUGAGCUCCUGUGUGGACGGGUACAAUGUGUGUUUGAUGGCGUACGGUCAGACAGGCUCGGGGAAGACGUUCACCAUGAUGGGGCCGGAGAGCAACCCUGGAAUCAACAUCAGAGCUAUCACAGAGCUGUUGAAAGUGUGCAACGAGAGAGAGACAGUAAAAUACACUCUCAAGGUGUCUCUUGUUGAAAUCUACAACGAAACUGUUGUUGACCUGCUGACCUCUGAUGCCAAAACGGUGGACCUGAAAUCAGCCGGUAACAACAUCCGCAUGCCGAACCUGACUGACCAUGAAGUGGCAGAGGUCAAGGACAUCAAGCACGUGAUGUCAAUGGGAGACAAGAACCGAACAACAGCUAGCACCAAGAUGAACUCAACCAGUUCCCGGUCCCACCUGGUCCUCCUGCUGAAUGUAGAGGGGACAGACAACGUCUCCGGAGCCGUAUCCCGAGGCGUCCUCACGUUGUGCGAUCUGGCGGGUUCUGAGAGAAUAUCGAAAACUGAGGCUCAAGGACAGAGAUUGGUGGAGGCAGCUGCCAUUAAUAAGUCGUUAUCAGCUCUUGGGCAGGUGUUCACAGCGCUGAGAUCAAGUCAGCUGCAUGUGCCUUACAGGAACUCAAAGCUCACCCAGAUUCUCCGUCCAUCUCUUGGUGGAGAUGCUAAGGCAUGUUUGUUUGUUAAUGUCAGCCCGGACGGUAACAAUUACCCAGAAUCCUGUAACACUCUAGACUUUGGCGCCAAUGCUCGCCAGGUGGCACUGGGACAGGCCAAACAGAACAUCUCCAAGAAAGGGCCUCAGUAACAGAACAUCAGAACAUGUUCCAAGAUCCCUGUCCUGCGGAUGGAUAAUUGAUUACUUGUCACGACCUUCAAACAGGAUGUAAUAAUACUGUAAUUUUAUCAGUAUUUUUUUUUUUUUUCUGAAAUUAUGUUUUAAGUAACAAUGUCAGCUGAUAAAUGCGUCUGUUGUCUCAUUUUGUCAGUUACAGUUUCUGUGACAUAUGACAGUUAUAUACUGUCAGUCCCAUGUGAUAACAGAUAUAUAACCAUUGGAUAUUCACCUCCUGUGGUAACGGGUAUAUGACAAUAGUUGCAAUUGUGUCACGUGAUAAUUGAUCUGAUACAGUUACUCACUCAAAUAUGUUAGUAUAUAUAUUUUUGAAGUCUAUAUAGUGAUAUUAUUUCACCUUAAUACUGUGAAAACUGUAACCAAACUAUUCAUCCUGUUUCCACGCUUUUUGGAGUUGCUUCCCUUACGUGUGUCAGGAUCUUAUAAUCAUGAUCAAAUCCCUAAUUCUCCCAGAUUAUGUUUGUUGGUUUGUGAGCACCAUUCCCAUACUGAUGGUUUCAGGAAAGUGAUAAAGAACUGAGACCAGCAUCACUUGGACUCUUCUGCUUCAAGCUGACAUACCAUGAUGUAACUGAGACCAUUUUCUGUGACACUAGAAUAAUCUCACUCCCAAAUUAAAAUAUGUUGUACAUGUGUUUCUAUGGAGAUUGAUGGUGAUAUUGUUAUAUUUCCAAAUGUAUGUUCACAAUUCACAUGUAGUCACUUCAGUGUCACAUCUUUAUAUGAAUGAAGUCAUACUUGUAACUGUAUAGCUUUGUCAAUAAGUGCUGUUGACACAACUUCCUUAACAUUACCAGUACUAUGAUAAUUGGCACAGUACAGCGUCAGUAACAACGUACCAAGAUGUUCAGGUUUAUCUACUAUCAUCAGGAAACAUUAUUCAAUGUGUCAUUUCUUAUUUAGUCAUCACAUAUGUCAACUUCUUCAGAGUAAAGGAGGUGGUCGAGUAGCCUAGAAGUUAAGGUGUUUGCUUAUCCCAUCGAAGGUCUAGUUUCAUUCCCAUGCAGGUGCUGUGUUUGGACCCAGUCCUGGAGAUCCCCGCUGUCAUAUUGUAAUGCCUUUUGAAACCAUCCUUACACAAUUUUAUAAAAAGAAUUAUUUUUGUAUUAGUCUGUGACUUGACUUUGUUUGAAUACAAAAGUUGAUGUGAAGUGCAAUUUACUUAAUGUGCCUUCCUUG
This is a messenger RNA of Haliotis rubra (blacklip abalone), 3986 nucleotides long. Its product is annotated as kinesin-like protein KIN-14J. NCBI's taxonomy places the organism in Eukaryota, Metazoa, Mollusca, Gastropoda, Lepetellida, Haliotidae. Gene Ontology annotation, biological process: microtubule-based movement. The record is from RefSeq and is a predicted model, not a curated record. Gene Ontology annotation, molecular function: microtubule motor activity; microtubule binding; ATP binding.